AUGAUGAGGGACCCUCUAGGGAUACCCACUAUAACUGAGAAAGGAUGGAAUGAGACAUGUCCUAGCGAAACUCCUGAAGCAGACCAAGUCACUUUUCAAGAACUGAAUGGUCCCACAUACGUUGAGUGGCUUUUGCUAUUGGGCGUAGCUUCCCAUAUCAUCUUAUAUCUGCCCCCAUCAACCAUGAGGUUACUAUGGGUACUACUAGCAUGGCUGGCGUUCGCAGUGUCCGCAGAUCCCUUUGUCAACGGGUACAUUCGGCUGGAGCGCAAUGGCACCAACGCAACAGCAGCAGGGGCAGCAAUGCCUCUGUCAAAGCGAAUGACGCUGCCCGGUCCAUCGUUGGGGAUUUUCUAUAAAGAUGAGAUGCCUAAGCGUACAAGGGAACUCGAGCUGAAAAACAGCUACCGCACAGCGGCCUCGACAAGCGCGGCGAUUAUGCACCGACUCGGUCGGACACGAAACACCAAUCAAUUCAGCACCGGAGUAGAGGGACUUCAUGGGUGCACUACCAUGUAUAUCAUCAGCCGCAAAGCGGUGUAUAUAACACACUGGUGGGAAAAUGUCGCCUUCGCCGCAGAUGAAAUAGACGAGAAAGGAAACCCCGGCUGGAGAGAGGGUCGAACGGACGAGGAGUUACUGGAGAUCAGCGUCCUCAACCUGCUUAGGAAGGGGGGGAAGCAGCACGCCAAACUCGAUGCCAAUAUCAUUGAGGAUGAACACAUCCGCGCCUACCUCAUCCGUCCAUCAAAAGCUUACAGGCAGCUUAAGGAUCCUAGCGCGGAUGACUACACCUAUCAGUGGAACAAAAUCCGGACUACGGUGGGCGAGCUGGUGCCAACCCUUCAAGAUCAAUCGCGAUGGACAGACAUUCCAUACGUCAGAGUGAGGAAUGUGCGGCAUUUGGAUGAGGAGGAUACAGUUAGAGGGAGAAAUCUUUUCAAAUUUGACCAAGCCCACGACAUAGGUGGUGGGCAAACACAGACCUGGGCUAUGAUGUGGGCUGAAGAUGAACUGUAUCAUGAGGAUAAAUGGUGA
Molecule: messenger RNA, 1038 nt
Organism: Aspergillus niger
Lineage: Eukaryota; Fungi; Ascomycota; Eurotiomycetes; Eurotiales; Aspergillaceae
Exons: 3
Coding region: 1-1038 (345 amino acids)
Source: RefSeq, a predicted model, not a curated record